AUGGGCAGUCUGCUGGGCGGAGGACUGGGAGGACUGGGAGGAGGAGGCGGAAAUGGCAGCGGCGGCGGCGGCUCCGAUUCAGGCGGUCUCAGCUCCCGAGGAGGACUUCACCACUCGGCGGGCAGCGUCACCGGCACCGAGUCGGCCGGCGAGGAGGAGACGCCCAGCUCGGACGACCUGGAGCAGUUUGCGAAGCAGUUCAAGCAGCGCCGCAUUAAGCUCGGCUUCACGCAGGCCGACGUCGGCCUCGCCCUGGGCACCCUCUACGGAAACGUCUUCUCCCAGACGACCAUUUGCCGCUUCGAGGCGCUGCAGCUUAGCUUCAAGAACAUGUGCAAGCUGAAGCCGCUGCUCGCCAAGUGGCUGGAGGAGGCCGAUUCGACCACCGGCUCGCCGACCAGCAUCGACAAAAUCGCCGCCCAGGGGCGAAAGCGGAAGAAGCGGACCAGCAUCGAGGUGUCGGUGAAAGGCGCCCUGGAGACGCACUUUCACAAGCAGCCAAAGCCGUCGGCGCAGGAGAUCAGCUCGCUGGCGGAGCACCUGCAGCUGGAGAAGGAGGUGGUGCGGGUGUGGUUCUGCAACCGUCGGCAGAAGGAGAAGCGCAUGACGCCGCCCACCGGACAGGGCAUGGACGGCGUGGGCACGCCCACCUCAGCGAUGAUGAUGAGCCCGCCGCCUGACGAUGGCAUGCACUCCGGCAGUCCGCCCCUCUUUCACCACAUGGGCGGAGGGCAUGGAGGGCAGCACUCGCCGCCGUACUCUCCGCAGGGACACAUGAUGGGCGGAAAUGGGGGCGGCGGAAAUGGAGGAGGCGGUGGCGGUAACCCCAUGAACGGCCCUCCCCCGCCGGGCAUGCAUCCCUCACUGGCGGCACACUGA
Rhagoletis zephyria (snowberry fruit fly) is the source of this 879-nucleotide messenger RNA. NCBI's taxonomy places the organism in Eukaryota, Metazoa, Arthropoda, Insecta, Diptera, Tephritidae. The record is from RefSeq and is a predicted model, not a curated record.